UGAUGAUAAUACAAUUAUUUAUAUCACAAUUCGAUUCAUUUCACACAUGGGGCUGCUCCUGCGGUUGUACGCAGCCAUGGCGGCACUGCACGUAGUCGCGGCCUUCAUAACGUCGGUUCCUGCAUCCACGCGAUACUGCUUCAACGAAGAAGUCAAGACAAAGCGUACCGCCCAACUUCGCAUCGCCGUCCUCGAGAGCUACGAUCCGUCCGACUAUGGCAUUCGGGUCACGGCGUUCGGCCCAUUCCUGUCGUCGCCGUCCGAGUCCCAGGCAGACAUGAACUUCUUCGACACCAUUGUCAACACUCCGCCAAAGCUGAGCUCCACCGGCGCCCAAACCCCGUCGUCCGGCAACUCGUUCAGCUUCAACUCGGAGCACCGCGGCGGGUGGUACAAAUUUUGCGUGGAGAACACGCACACGUCGUUUCAGAAGAAGGUGUUGUUCCACACGUCAUAUGGCCUCACGACGGAAGGCGAAUGGGGCAAGGAGGACGAAGUCGAGGCCGAGAUGAAGCAGAUGCACAUCAAGGUUGUAGGGCAAACGCUGUCCAACCUGGGGCUGCUCUUCGACCAGAUUAAGUUUGAGCAAACGUACUUGGCCGAGCGAAACAACCGCCACUUUGAAACGCUCGACAGCAACUCGUCUCGCUUGUUCUACUGGACUCUGCUGCAAGUACUCCUUGUUGCCGUGGUCUACGGCACGCAAAGCUAUUUCCUCAAGCUAUGGUUCAGCUCCAACGGCCUCAUUGGAACCACCGACCGCCGAUGGGCGUAGCGCUGUCGAGUCAAAGGCAACAGCACCUUACUGUAACCGUACCCACCAAGCAGUAACAUUAAUCGUGAAGUGAUGGGUGCUGUAUUCUGAUCGGUGGACUCUUAGUCACUUGUGUGGGCAGCAAUAUAAAAUGAAGAUACAUCGUGAGGAUAACGUUAUUAGAGCAUCUUUUCAACGGUAAUUUCUUAAAGUAUAGGUUAAAGUCAAA
Molecule: messenger RNA, 983 nt
Organism: Aphanomyces astaci
Lineage: Eukaryota; Oomycota; Saprolegniomycetes; Saprolegniales; Verrucalvaceae
Exons: 1
Coding region: 47-775 (242 amino acids)
Biological process (GO): intracellular protein transport; endoplasmic reticulum to Golgi vesicle-mediated transport; Golgi organization
Cellular component (GO): endoplasmic reticulum-Golgi intermediate compartment; COPII-coated ER to Golgi transport vesicle; Golgi apparatus
Source: RefSeq, a predicted model, not a curated record